Molecule: messenger RNA, 1958 nt
Organism: Prosopis cineraria
Lineage: Eukaryota; Viridiplantae; Streptophyta; Magnoliopsida; Fabales; Fabaceae
Product: TOM1-like protein 5
Exons: 11
Coding region: 465-1706 (413 amino acids)
Biological process (GO): protein transport to vacuole involved in ubiquitin-dependent protein catabolic process via the multivesicular body sorting pathway
Molecular function (GO): phosphatidylinositol binding; ubiquitin binding
Source: RefSeq, a predicted model, not a curated record
CUUCACCCCCCCCCCCCCUGGCGUUUCUUUUUUCUAACCAUUUUUCCCUUUCAGUUAUAUAAUAUUUUAUUCAUUUUUUAUUCCAGCUUUCAACCAAUUUCUCGUUUCUGAAGCUUGAAAUUCCUCAACCUUGCAAUUAGGGAAUUGGUAUGGAGUGAUCGUUCAAAAGGCUUAAAGCUAACCCAAAAAAAGAUAUAAAGCAGUCCAUGAAAAAGAUGACGGCAGUAAAAUACGUUGGGUAGUAUUUGAUCUUCCAGGGAUUUCGUUUCUCCAUUGAAAUGCUGAAGCUCUUCAGGGCUUACCAGUGCAUCUUUGGCUUCUUCCUCGUCUUCUCUGUCGUUGCUUCCAUCUUCAGAAUUUUGCUGGUUGCAGGAUAGUUUAUGAUCCACUAAUAGUUCUAUCUACGGCUGGUCGUAUUCCACUCUCAUAUUUAAUUUGCAUCUUGAAUUUGAAUCUGAAACAAGAUGGCAGCCAAGCUUGUGAAAGCUGCUACAAGUGAAAAACUGGUUGAAACUGAUUGGAUGAAAAAUAUUGAAAUAUGUGAAAUAGUUGCUCACGAUCAAAGGCAAGCUAAAGAUGUUGUUAAAGCUAUUAAAAAAAGACUUUCAAGCAAAAAUCCCAAUAGUCAACUUUAUUCAGUCAUGUUGUUGGAAAUGUUGAUGAACAAUAUUGGGGAUCCUAUUCAUAAGCUUGUGGUUGAUACGGGAAUUAUUCCUAUUCUAGUGAAUAUUGUGAAGAAAAAGUCAGAUUUGCCUGCUAGAGAGAGGAUCUUUCUCCUUCUAGAUGCUACACAAACAUCCCUUGGUGGCGCUUCUGGAAAGUUUCCCCAGUAUUAUAAUGCCUAUUAUGAAUUAGUGAGUGCUGGUGUGCAAUUUCCUCAAAGGGAUCGUGUGGUGAAAUCAAAUCAUCCUAGCUCACAACCGACUAAGAUUAGUAACGUACUGAACAGGGAGUGGGGCUCACCUAGGGAAGAGGGAGUUGCUCAGCAAGUAGAGUCACAAGCGGUUCCUGAAUCUAGUAUUAUUCAAAAGGCGAGUAAUGCAUUAGAGGUUCUGAAAGAAGUCCUUGAUGCUGUUGAUGCUCAGCAUCCUGAGGGAGCAAGGGAUGAGUUCACCCUUGACCUUGUAGAACAAUGUUCAUUUCAGAAGCAAAGGUUAAUGCAUCUUGUGAUGACUUCUCGAGAUGAGAAGAUAAUUUCUCAAGCGAUUGAAUUAAAUGAGAAGCUUCAUAAAGUUCUUGCAAGACAUGAUGACCUUCUUUCUGGUGGGGCUACAGCAACUGCUAAUUGUUUGGGCCAUGAAGAACCAGAGGAAGAGGAGGCUGAACAACUGUUUCUUAGAUUACGGAAAGGGAAGGCUUGUGUAAGGGCUGAAGAUGAAGAGACUGCACCCCAUUUUCCGCACUUGGGUUUGCUUGGAGAAAGACUGAAUCGUCCACUAAUAAGACCACUCUCUCUGGAGCCUUCACGAGAAGUUAGUCCUCGUUCUCUUGCUGCUACAAUUCCGCCUCCUCAUGGAAAGGGCGUUGACAGAGAGCCGCCUCUUGUUGCCAUUCCACCACCACCUGCAAAGCAUGUUGAGCGUGAGAGAUUUUUUCAGGAAAAGAAAACGGAUGGUUCUCCUCUGGCUGGGCACAUGAGGGGCCUCUCUUUACAUAGUUUAAAUGGAAGCAGCUCUCACAGUGGAAGCUUUGAUUCCAGUGACUAGACUUCUGGAAGGGCUUCUUUUGAAUUUUAUACAUCCCUACUUUAUCUUUUAAUUUAUCUUUUCAGUGUCGAGUUUCAGUUUUAUGCUGUGAGAUUUGAGGAUGCUGAUUUCUGAUUUAGUCUUGGUGGGUUAUGUUAUAAGGAGGGAGGGACAUAUCCUCUUGGGUUCAUAAAAUGGAUGUGGUGGUUUUUUGAGAUCAUAUGUCAUGACCUGAGAUUUGUAAUUAUUGCUAAUAGAUGCAUGUUUGAUCAA